Meleagris gallopavo (turkey) is the source of this 1403-nucleotide messenger RNA. NCBI's taxonomy places the organism in Eukaryota, Metazoa, Chordata, Aves, Galliformes, Phasianidae. The record is from RefSeq and is a predicted model, not a curated record.
UCCUGUGGGCUAAUACAUCUCCUUUCUUCUUGUUUCAGAAAAGUUCGCUUGGGAGCCAGUCCAUAUGCAUGCAGAAAAUGGAAGGUGAUCUCAGAGAGAAAGGGUGGGAAUCAGGUUGAAAUCAAACAGCGAGUCGUUACUAUUGCUGGGAAAACAAAGACUGUGAGCACCCUUGUGAUUCAAGCAGCAAAUGUGUCUGCUUUGUACAGAUGUAUGGCUACUAACAGAGCUGGAUCAAGUGAAAGAGUUAUCUCCUUUCACGUGACCAGAGGUCUUGAAAUUAAUCUCCAGCCUCGGAGUCAACUGACAGAGAAGGAUAACACGUCCUUACAGUGCACAGCUGAUAAAUUCACAUUUGAGAAGCUAUCGUGGUAUAAACUCAGUGCUCACACCUCACAGACACCCUUUGGAGGGCUGCCCAUGCCUGUUUGCAAGAACCUUGAUGCUCUUCAGAAGCUGAAUGCAACUAUUUCAAAUACCAAUGGUGAAAAUGUCACCUUAGAACUCAUCCUCCGUAACAUCUCCCUCCAGGAUGGAGGCGACUAUGUUUGCAUUGCUCAGGACAAAAAGGCUAAAACACAGCACUGCCUGGUGAAGCACCUCACUGUUCAAGAGCCCAUGGCACCCACACUUGUGGGAAAUUUGGAAAAUCAAACAACAAACAUUGGUGAAACGAUAGAAGUGUCAUGCACAGUAAAUGGCAUUCCUCCUCCAAACAUCACGUGGUUUAAAAAUAGUGAAAUGCUUUUUGAAGAUUCAGGUAUUGUUUUGAAAGAUGGAAACAAAACACUAACAAUACGUAGAGUGAGGAAAGAAGAUGGUGGGCUGUACACCUGCCUUGCCUGCAAUAUUCUUGGAUGCAAAAAAGCAGAGGCUUUUUUUUCAGUGCAAGGCGCUGAAGAGAAAACAAAUCUGGAGCUCAUUAUCCUUGUUGGCACUGCAGUCAUUGCCAUGUUCUUCUGGUUGCUUCUUGUAAUCAUCCUUCGGACCGUUAAGCGGGCCAAUGGAGGUGACAUGAAGACUGGGUACUUGUCAAUCAUCAUGGAUCCUGAUGAAGUCCCCAUAGAUGAGCACUGCGAGCGGCUUCCAUAUGAUGCCAGCAAGUGGGAGUUUCCCAGAGACCGACUGAAGCUAGGUAAACCUCUUGGGCGUGGAGCUUUUGGCCAAGUCAUAGAAGCUGAUGCCUUUGGGAUUGACAAAACUGCUACCUGCAGAACUGUGGCAGUCAAAAUGCUUAAAGAGGGUGCAACCCACAGUGAGCACAGAGCACUUAUGUCCGAGCUGAAGAUCCUCAUUCACAUUGGUCAUCAUCUCAACGUUGUCAAUUUACUUGGAGCCUGCACAAAGCCAGGAGGUGAGUAACUUUUCAGUGAGUGGGAAAGUACUAACAAAACGCCUAUUUC